Messenger RNA from Loa loa (African eye worm), 372 nucleotides. RefSeq lists its product as hypothetical. The annotation marks the transcript as partial. The transcript is spliced from 3 exons. The record is from RefSeq and is a predicted model, not a curated record. Lineage: Eukaryota; Metazoa; Nematoda; Chromadorea; Rhabditida; Onchocercidae.
GGUGCACAGAGGUGAGAUAUGUUUGCCAGCAUAAUUAUCAGAGCGAAAUCGGUAAAGGCAAAUCUCGAGGGACUCCUCGAUGAAGUACGACAAAUGGAUCUAACUCCGGCAAGAAUCACGAAGGAAAAGUUGAUGCGCCUCGAAAGGUACGUUGGCACUCUCGAAAAAAUCAACGACAAAUGGUUGGAACACAUUCAACUAGCCCCAAAGUCGCAAAAAAAGGAAGAAGAAGAGAAAUAUGAGGAAAUGGCAAACGACGAUAGAGGUACGGAUAUUAUCAUAACCUUAUCUAUGUAUAAGGACGAUGCCGAGUUAGCUCUUAAACGCUUAAUACAAAAUAAGGAAUCUCGUUUAACUGAAUGUCGUCCAGUA